Molecule: messenger RNA, 780 nt
Organism: Closterium sp. NIES-65
Lineage: Eukaryota; Viridiplantae; Streptophyta; Zygnematophyceae; Desmidiales; Closteriaceae
Source: the annotation of a GenBank genome assembly
AUGCGCCAAGCUAUGCGCAUUCCGCCUCUCUCGCGGCCAGCAAUGCGCUCAGCGGAUUUCUCACCGCUGGGCGCAUUGCGCCUCUCUCGCGGCCAGCAAUGCGCUCAGCGGAUUGCUCACCGCUGGGCGCAUUGCGCCUCUCUCGCGGCCAGCAAUGCGCUCAGCGGAUUGCUCACCGCUGGGCGCAUUGCGCCUCUCUCGCGGCCAGCAAUGCGCUCAGCGGAUUGCUCACCGCUGGGCGCAUUGCGCCUCUCUCGUGGCCAGCAAUGCGCUCAGCGGAUUGCUCACCGCUGGGCGCAUUGUGCCUCUCUCGCGGCCAGCAAUGCGCUCAGCGGAUCGCUCACCGCUGGGCGCAUUGCGCCUCUCUCGCGGCCAGCAAUGCGCUCAGCGGAUCGCUCACCGCUGGGCGCAUUGUGCCUCUCUCGCGGCCAGCAAUGCGCUCAGCGGAUUGCUCACCGCUGGGCGCAUUGCGCCUCUCUCGCGGCCAGCAAUGCGCUCAGCGGAUUGCUCACCGCUGGGCGCAUAGCUCCUCUCCGCGCAGCGCCUGGCGGUGCUGUUCAUGUGCAUACUGAGCCACGUGCGGCGGAGCAACCCCAACUUCAACAGGAACCUGGUGGAGUCGCUCUACUGCAACUAGUUUCCAGGCACCCUCCCUCUGUCUGCGGGGACGACUACUUCGCCCCACAGCCAUUCCGCUUUGAGCCAUACGACCUACUCACCAACAUCGUCAAGGUGCGCCCACUCCCUCACUUCACUUUACUUGAACUGCCCUGCCCUUGA